AUGGUUGAAAUCGCUGAAAUGCCAUCUAUAAUCGUUGACGAACCGUCCACAUGUCCACAAUGCCCGAAAACGUUCGCAAAUGUACGGCUAUUGCAACAACAUCAACAAAUGUUCCAUUCGGACAAGUCGUUCAUUUGCGAAAUAUGCGGCAAAGCGUUUCGGUUUCGAUCGAAUCUGGCUGAACAUCGAUCUGUACACACGGCGUUGAAACCUUACGUCUGUAAGUACUGUGGGAAAAGUAGUCGACUGAAAGGGAACCUCACGAAACACAUAUUGAAACAUCAUAAGAAAGAGCAAAAUGAGCAAAUCGGGAAGGACGAUAUUAUCAUUAAAAAAGGUAAAAAAUCGGUUAAGGACCCAGCGGCUGUAGACUUCCUUGAAAAAUCCAUGAUCGUUAUGGCCCAAAAUACGACAGCUGAAGGUACGACGCCAUGUGUGUUGCCGAAAGAAGAAACCAACGAUCAGGAGAGGUCGAUUUUGAUAUCAUUGGGCCUUGACUACAGCCAUUCGUUGGACCUUCGAGACAGCCCUGAAGCGAGCGCUAGCCCUGAAAACGGUACAUACAGCUCUGCGAAACCGGAAUACAUCGAAGAUCAGCCAUACGGUAGCCCACUUCCUGCGAAUACAGUUGGCGGCGAGACAUCAUUGGCAGCUCUAAUCGCUUCAGUGGGCACGCCUCCUCAUGCUACAAACAACAAAACUCAAUGCUCUGAAUGUGGCAAACACUUCCGCAAAAGUAAGCAGUAA
Molecule: messenger RNA, 747 nt
Organism: Cooperia oncophora
Lineage: Eukaryota; Metazoa; Nematoda; Chromadorea; Rhabditida; Trichostrongylidae
Source: the annotation of a GenBank genome assembly